Messenger RNA from Oncorhynchus keta (chum salmon), 2678 nucleotides. It is a transcript of the gene adad1, whose product is annotated as adenosine deaminase domain containing 1 (testis-specific). The record is from RefSeq and is a predicted model, not a curated record. The transcript is spliced from 14 exons. Gene Ontology annotation, molecular function: double-stranded RNA binding; double-stranded RNA adenosine deaminase activity; tRNA-specific adenosine deaminase activity. Gene Ontology annotation, cellular component: cytoplasm; nucleolus. Bases 155 to 1861 code for a protein of 568 amino acids. NCBI's taxonomy places the organism in Eukaryota, Metazoa, Chordata, Actinopteri, Salmoniformes, Salmonidae. Gene Ontology annotation, biological process: RNA processing; adenosine to inosine editing.
CUCCUUUUCCAGCUGUUGUUUUCACAGCUGUCCUUCCUAGCUCUCCUCGGCUGCUAAGUGUGUGACUGAGUGAGUUGGCUCGGCCCUCCCUCACGCAUCUUUGGUUCAUUGGUUGACACUGCGUGUCUGAUUGACAGGAACAACAGUUUCCAAGAUGGCUUGGACUCGAGGUGGAUCAUUUCGUGGUUCUAGGGGUGCCAGCUUUGCCCAAAUCCUCAAGAAAAAUAUUUGUGCCCCACCUGGAUUGGCAGUGGCAUAUGUGUCUCCGGCUGUCUCAGAAGUUAACAAAAACCUCUUUGACCCGGCAUGCAACACCAAUUGUGGUGGCAUCAGAUCGAAAAGCAUUCCCCAAGAGUUGAUUGACCGAUACAAGCGGGGUGAGACCCACGCAGUGUCAGCUCUUUACCAGCUCUCUCAGGUUCUACAGUUCCAGGUUGAGUUAAAGGAAACGGUAACCACAGGUAACAUCCCAGGCUUCUACUUUGCCUUCUGUGUUGUGAUUGACGGGGUGAAGUACAAGACUGGGAUGGGGAUCAAUAAGAAGGAGGCCAGGGCCAGUGCAGCUCAGCUGGCCCUUGAGGACCUGCUGCCCACCUUGGAUGGAGAUUCUCUGCUUCCAGAGGCGUUGGAUGGCCCUCCUCCCUUGCCAGUGAAAGAGAGUCAGUCUACAGGCUCAGCGAUCCAUCCUAGAAGAACCAUUUAUGAGCGUCAGAACCCCAUCAACGAGCAUGUUCCCCAGGCAGUGAGAGAGCUGCUGAGUAAGCUGAUGGACAGCUACCCCGAGGUCUCUGCCUGCAGGAGCACAGUGGCAGCAUUUAUCACUCAGUCACCCAGUGGAUGUGAAGUGGUGGCCAUUGGAACAGGGAAUUACAACACUAAGGAGAGCGCUACACCAAAUGGACGGGUUCUUCACGACUCCCAUGCAGUUGUAACAGCAAGGAGAUCACUGAUGCGUUAUCUGUACAGGCACCUGUUGCUGUUCUUUAGUAAGAAUCGCAGCCUUGAGGAGAAGUCCAUGUUCCAGCAGGACAAGAACACCAAGCUCCUCAGUCUGAAGAGCAACAUCACGCUCCACCUGUACAUGAACCAGAUGCCCAAAGGAGCCGCCCAGAUCCCAUCCAAUCUGCGCCUGAACCCCCUCUCCAUCUCAGCCUGGGAGGUGAACAACCAGAUCAGCCUGCACGUGACGGUGGAGGGCAAGGUGUUCUCAGUCUUCUCCCCCACCUUCGACCAGGCCGCCUCCAGGGUGGUUAGCAUGUCGGCCAGUGACAAGAUCACCCAGUGGCAGGUGCUGGGUUUCCAGGGAGCCCUGCUCAGUCACUUCACUGAGCCCAUUUACGUCAGCAGCAUCCUUGUAGGCGACGUGAGCUGCUGUGACGUGCGGGGCAUGGAGAUUGCGGUGAACCAGCGUGUGGACGGCAUCACCCCCCGCCUACCCAUGUACUACUGCGUGUACCGGCCCCACAUCAGCCUGGUGCCCACGGCGUGCCCUGAGGGUGGCGCAAACACCAACGCCCAGUGGAGCCACGGCAUCAACUGGAGCCAGGGGGACGUCUCCCUGGAGGUGGUGGACGGCCUGGAGGGCAAGACGGUGGAGGCGUCUCCGUUUAAGAGCGGCCCUGCCCUGGCCAGUCGCCUGUGUAAAGCAGCCAUGCUGAGUCGCUUCAACCUGGUGGCCCAGGAGGCUUCAAGACGGGACCUGCUAGCUACAGUGUCCUACAGAGAGGCCAAGAUGAUGGCCAAGCCCUACCAGGAGGCCAAGAGUGUGCUGAGGUCCUACUUAGCGCAACAAGGCUACGGCUCCUGGGUGGCCAAGCCUCCAGUGAGCGAUCACUUCAGCAUGAAGUCUCCCAUGCAUUAAGGGACCCGACGCUCCAGGACGACGCUCCAGGAUCAAACACCUGAAUAAUUGGUGUGAUCAAUCUUUGGUUCCAAAUACUGAGGAAAAUGCCUGCAGUGAGGAUAAUGUUGAAGAGUUUGAGUAUAGCCAAUUUGAAUUUGUGGUCUGUAUAUUUGAUCAUUUCAUUUAAAAUACCAUCAGCACCACAGGCCUUUUUGGGUUGGAGAGUGCAUCGUUUUCCCCAAUAAUUCUUCUGUAAUUGGGGUAUCCACAGGAUUCUGAUAGUCUUCUGUAAAUUGGGGUAUCCACAGGAUUCUGAUAGUCUUUGACUGCUGAUUCAAGGAUUUGUCAUUUUUGUUCUGGGCUCUUUGUUAUAUUGCUGUAGAGGUUUGCAAAGUGAUUUCUCCACAUAUCCCCAUUUUGGAGAGCCAAUUCCUUCUGGUAAGGUUUGUUUAAUUUAUUCCAAUUCUCCCAGAAGUGGUUUGAUUCUAUGGAUUCCUCAAUUCCAUCCAGUUGAUUUCUAAUGUACUGUUCCUGUUUUGUGCGUAGGGUGUGUUUGUAUUGCUUCAGUGUUUCCCCAUAUUGAAGGAGUUUAUUUUUGUUGUCUGGUUCUCUGUUUUGAUUAGAUAUAUUUCUGAAUGAUUUUCUUUGAUUUUUGCAAUCAUUAUCAAACCAUUUUUCUUGAUCUGUUCUUUUUGGUUUUCUCUUACGUUUCUUUAGAUUAGGAGGCUAAUUUGUCAAAUAUAAAGUUUGUUCCAAACGGCCAAGUUUACACCUUCAUUGCUGUAGGAGAAUGUUAAGGCUAAACCGUUGUCCAGGAGAGAUUGUAUUUUUUGGC